UGAUUUUUUUAUUUUUUAUAUACACUUUGUAUAAAAGUUGAAUAAAAGUUAAAAAUAAGCCCUUUUGAUAAUCGAAAAAUUAAAAUGCUGUUUUUUAUUUUAUUACAUGUUUUUGUCUGUAUUCAGCAUGUUUCGGCAAGAUGGGUUCCACAAAUGGAGAAUAGCAAGCUGUUUGAAGGUGAUAUACAAUUGAAUCCGUCAGAAAAACUAAUUGUAAAAAAUACUUAUGGAAGCUUAAAAAGAGGACGUUGGCCAAAUAAUACAGUUCCCUACGAUCUUAGCAGAAUAAAUUUUAGAAACCAUCAUUACAUACUCAAUGCCAUAGAAGAAUACCACAAGCAUACUUGUUUAAAGUUUGUUCCAAAAACUACCGAAUUGACCUAUAUUAGCUUUUAUUCUGGAGACGGAUGCUCUUCGCCUGUUGGGUACUGGUACCGCAGAAUUAAUAAUAUAUCAUUAAGUCUUGGCUGCUUUCAAAUAGGUACCAUCAUGCACGAAAUAGGGCAUAGCAUAGGACUUUUUCACGAGCAAAGCAGAACAGAUCGAGACGAUUUUGUUGAAAUAAACUGGAAGAACGUUCCGUUAAAAGAACGUUCUAAUUUCGAUAAAUAUCCAAGUCUUAUUGACAGUUUGGGAACACUAUACGAUUAUUACUCAAUAAUGCAUUAUGGAGAAAAUGCUUUUGGUGGAGGUCAAAGAACUAUGACGACAAAAGAUCCCGCAAUGCAAAAGGUGAUUGGUACAGCUAAAGGAUUCAGUGCGAUUGACAUUAAACAAAUUAAUUUAAUGUAUAGCUGCCCAGGUUAUUAAUAUAAACAAUGCAAGAGAAAUGAACAUCAAGAUUUCAAUGAUGGAAACAAAAUGAAAGAAAUAUGUAAAAUUUAAUAAUUAACUUUAUUAAAAAGAUUA
Molecule: messenger RNA, 909 nt
Organism: Hydra vulgaris (swiftwater hydra)
Lineage: Eukaryota; Metazoa; Cnidaria; Hydrozoa; Anthoathecata; Hydridae
Product: zinc metalloproteinase nas-4
Biological process (GO): proteolysis
Molecular function (GO): metalloendopeptidase activity; zinc ion binding
Source: RefSeq, a predicted model, not a curated record